Penicillium brasilianum is the source of this 4933-nucleotide messenger RNA. NCBI's taxonomy places the organism in Eukaryota, Fungi, Ascomycota, Eurotiomycetes, Eurotiales, Aspergillaceae. The record is from the annotation of a GenBank genome assembly.
GAAGGUGGGCUGGGAUGAUCGAAUGCUGUCAUAAGAGUUUUGUGUGGGGGGGCUCAGAGUGAUUGCAUUCUCCGCCGCUCAACCAGCCAGGUCCGGUUCCUGUUUCUCCAACUUCCUCAGCAGCUCCUAAUACUGCACCCACCAUGCCACCGAAUAGUAAGAAAAAGAAGAAGCCCGCCUCCAACCCGGCUCGAGGCUUCGCAACAGUCUCCGUACCCUCGAAGCCCAAAACAGAGAGCACAACGGAGACCCCACCACCGACUGCUAUCGACUCCAAAUCCACACCGCAGAAUGAACCGCAAGUCCCUCGGGCAGAGGACGGGCCCGCGGGUGAAACAACGUCGAACGCGCCUAGGGCUGGUCCCUCAUUACAAAGCUAUUCCCCGGAAGAACUCGAGCGGCACUUGGAGGAAGCAGAACUACAGAUUCUGGUCGAUAAAUAUGCGGUAAAGUGCAGGAGUGAUGCGGUGCGCCAGGCAACCAAGCUAGAGACCGAAAGGCGAGUCCUUCGACAGCAAUCGGUGUCAUUGAGUCUUCUCGAAUGGCUUCCAACCGAAAUCCAAGACCGAAUUCUUGAAUUGGCUGGUAUUGAAGAGCAUGACUAUCUCAUUUCAAGUGCUCGGAGCACUGGUGCGAAGCAAGUAGUCUCCGAAGAGGAACUAUAUGGCAAGCUCUGGACCCUGAAAGAGACAUUGCUCAAGCUUGGUUUUUCGGAGGAGCGUACAGAAGAGGCACUGAAACAUGUCCUCACCUAUUUCGCAGGCAGUUCCACAAGCACCAGCCGUGAGGUAGCGUGGAAUCUGGACGAGGCGCUGGAAUGGUUGGCAAUGCACAGUGAUAAAAAGGACCUUCCACCAUAUGCACAGCCAGCUGUCCGUCCCCAAAAAGAUGCGGAUAGUGUCACUUCGUGGAUGAUCGACUCGGAGCCAUCAAGGUCAUCUACCCCCAAAUCACAAAAUGAUGGUAAACAGGGAAAGCCUAAGCCAGAUUGGAAAGCUGCGAAAGUUGCGAUGCCCGUGUCAUAUGACUCGGAUAGCUCUAUCGACCCCGACACCAUGGUACCAGAGUGGCUAGAGCUACAGACCAAGCUGUACAGCCUUCAACCAGACCUGUUCGAUCGCCCUGGAAAGGGAAAGAAGGGCCGUGGAGCUGCUGUCGGAGAGUCGGAUGACCCUGAGGUUGCAAAACUGCAGCGGAAAAUCGCUAAGAUCGAACGAGACGUGCUCUUUGAGGCCCAAGAGGCUGAUUUCAUCUGGAGAGGGAAACUGGACGAGCUCCGGAAGGAUGCAGCAUUUAUGCGUGGCCCUGUAGAGCGAAAAAAGCAACCCCAGGCCACGAGAGAUCUAGCAACGGGCGCGACAAAUGGUGGCUCUGAUGCUGAUAGCGUGCCCACAGACGAAAUGGACGAUGACGCUACGGGUCUCCUUGGUGACAUGUUCGAGGCCGAACCUGACGACGGGUCUAUCUUAGGCCUGCCUCCUCCAGUGAUUGAAGCCAAAUUUAUCAUUCGUGACUUUGGAAAAUCCACCGGGUUGAGCCCACGCAGAGUCCUGGAAGAGACAUGUAAAGCCAGAGACUCGGCAUGCAAGGUCGUUUACCAAGAUAUUUCGUCUUCAAGCCACCAAUGCCGAAAGGCCAUUGAAGUUCGAUGGUCCAAACCGCAAGAGCCCCCAUUUCCACUGGUGGUUGACUCGGUCACGCAUAAGUCAAAUGCCUUUACAACUUUCCUCUCAAUGGAUGGUCUCGUGACACCGAACCCACAGCAGGCUGAGGGAUAUGUGUCGACCCUUGCGCUUUUCAUCCUGUUUCCUCAAAAUUCUAAGGAAGGGAAAGCCUACUUGCGAAUCCCUGCAGUCUGGCGUGAUCUUUGGACCGAAUUUUCUAACCUGAAAAAGGCACAGGAAGAUGAAAUCGAUAAAGCUACGGUCAAAGAUUUGAAGCGCCUGGUUGAAGAGAACCAGGGAACCUUUGAAGAUGAUGUCGUGCUUCUAGAUAACUUCCGGAAAAGAAAUGGCACGGCAAGCAAGCCGGGCAGUCCUGUGAAAGGACCUGCUCGAGCCGAUUAUUUCGGUCAGGUUGAGCAGCUACGCGAGAUUUGGGAGGCCAAGACUUCCACUCCAGCCUUUCAACGCAUGAUACAAGGUCGAAUGAACCUCCCCAUCUGGAACUUUAAGGAUGAAAUCCUGAGCACUUUGGACACCCACCAGGCCCUCAUUAUUUGCAGUGAGACCGGUAGCGGAAAGAGUACGCAGAUUCCGUCCUUCAUUCUAGAACAUGAGAUGCUUCAGGGCCGCCAUUGCAAGGUUUACGUCACGGAGCCUCGACGAAUUUCUGCAAUCUCUCUGGCUCGACGUGUCAGCGAGGAACUCGGUGAAAGCAAGAGCGACGUCGGGACUAACCGGUCACUCAUCGGUUUCGCUGUGAGGUUGGAGAGUAAGAUCAGCUCAGCUACUCGUCUAGUAUAUGCGACCACUGGCGUGGUGGUGCGUAUGCUCGAACGACCUGAUGACUUCAGAGACAUCACUCACGUCGUCCUUGAUGAGGUCCACGAGAGAACAAUCGACAGUGAUUUCCUUCUCGUUGUCCUCCGCAGACUGAUGCAGAAGCGCACUGAUCUCAAGCUCAUUCUCAUGUCUGCAACUGUUGAUGCGCAAAGAUUUUCCAAGUAUCUCGGCGGUGUUCCGGUCCUCAAUAUCCCCGGGCGGACUUUCCCCGUGGAAAUGAAGUAUCUGGAGGACGCGGUGGAGAUGACAAACUACCGUCUUUCAGAGGAUGAGUCGAACAUUGUGAUCGAUGAGGAUCUGGACGAUAUCUCUGACAGCACGGGUGACAAUAUUGGAGGCUUGCAGGCCAGUCUCGAUGGCUAUUCGAAGCAAACCAAGGAAACGAUUCUUAAGUUUGACGAGUACCGCAUGGAUUACCAGCUGAUCAAGAAGCUGCUCUUGAAGAUUGCCACUGCUCCUGAGAUGGAACAUUACAGUAAGGCAAUCCUGGUCUUCAUGCCCGGUCUAGCCGAAAUUCGUCGCUUGAAUGACGAAAUUCUCUCCGAGCCGACUUUCCAAAGAGGCUGGAUUGUGCAUGCUCUGCACUCUUCCAUUGCCAGUGAGGACCAGGAGAAGGCCUUCGUCGUGCCCCCAGAAGGCUUCAGGAAAAUUGUCAUUGCCACUAACAUUGCGGAAACCGGUAUCACAAUUCCGGAUAUCACGGCAGUCGUUGACACAGGCAAAGAGAAGAUGAUGCGCUUCGAUGAACGGCGACAGCUCUCCCGUCUUGUUGAGGCUUUUAUUUCUCGCGCUAACGCCAAGCAGCGUCGUGGUCGAGCCGGACGUGUCCAGAAUGGUAUCUGCUUUCACAUGUUUACAAAACACCGCCACGAGAAAUUGCUGGCCGAACAGCAGACCCCAGAAAUGCUUCGCUUGUCUCUACAAGAUCUCGUGCUUAGGGUCAAGAUCUGUAAAUUGGGAGAGGUGGAGCAGACACUUAGCGAGGCAUUGGACCCGCCGUCAUCUAAGAACAUUCGUCGUGCGAUUGAUUCUCUCAAGGAGGUCAAGGCACUCACAAGCAAUGAGAGUCUGACACCAUUGGGAUCACAGCUGGCCAAACUACCACUAGACGUUUUCCUUGGCAAAUUGAUUAUCCAAGGUGCAUUUUUCAAGUGUCUGGACGCGGCCGUCAGUAUUGCUGCCAUCCUUUCCUCGAAGUCGCCAUUUAUCAACACCGUGGGCUCCAACUCGCAGCGUGAUGCCGCGCGGAACUCCUUCCAGAGAGGGGAUUCGGAUCUUUUGACCGUGUACAACGCCUAUUGCUGCUGGAAGCGUGCCAGGACUACUCCAGGCAUGAGCGAGUUCUCUUUCUGCCGGAAGAACUUCCUCAGCCCACAGACGCUCCUAAGUAUCGAGGAUAUCAAAAUGCAACUGGUAGUCUCUAUCGCGGAUGCAGGCCUCAUUACACUCGAUGGAGCCCAAAAGAUUGCUCUCAAUAGGGCGCGGUCAACGAAUCGCAAUCGCCAACUAUUUAACAUCCCCGAGCAGCACGAUGUCAACAGUGCUAAUGACACGGUGAUUAACUCGGUCGUUGCUUGGAGCUUCUAUCCGAAGCUCCUCAUCCGCGAGGGCAAGGGCUGGCGCAACGUCGCAAACAACCAAGCCGUCACUUUACAUCCGACGUCGAUCAACAAGCGCGCCGACCCGGCGAUCAAGUGGCUCUCAUACUACCACAUCAUGCAGGCGCGCAACCGGAAUCUCAAUGCACAUGAAACGAGUGCAGUGGACGAUUUUGCGAUUGCCUUGUUAUGUGGAGAGGCCGAAUUCAAAUUGUACUCCGGGGUGAUCUCUAUUGACGCCAACCGUGUCCGCUUCGCAACACAUACCUGGAAGUCCAUGCUGGCCUUGAAGAUUCUAAACUCUCGUCUUCGUGACCUGCUCGCAUCCACCUUCCGCUACCCGCACAAGCCACUGUCCUACAAGCAACAGCAGUGGCUAGAUAUAUGGCAGCAGAUAUUUACGCUUGCGGGCAAGAAGUAGCACAGAAUGGAGUUGUACAGCAAGUACAUUCAUCCUUUUGUUGCUUCGCUACUGCCACAGAUGCUUCUUGUCCUAUCUGUAAAUCCUUGCGUUUUCUUUUGUCAAUUUCGGAAAUGGGCAUGGGCAUGGAAAGGGCCCCAAGACCCUCAGGACAUUGAAUCAGAAACGUGCAAUGAUAGAUGUGCCAUGAUUUGAAAUGUUUAAGAUGGACAUAGACGGGCGGUUUGGAUUGGUUAUACCCUGGACAGGAAUGGGUGGGAUCUGGUUGGAAAGAAUUUCGCAUCAUACAGCAAAGCAUAGAAAAUGUGCAUUUUGAUAGAUUAUCCUUAUUUGACCUCGGGCUGGAUUGUAUGAAGUGUAUAGUUCCUGCAGCACGAAUCGACUAAUGAUGGGUAUGGAUGAAAUCUGCG